AUGGUUAAAAAAGCGAUAGAUUCAAGAAUUCCUACACUAAUAAAAAAUGGUGUCCAAAACAAAUUUCGUACGUUUUUCAUAAUAGUUGGAGAUAAAGGCAAAGAUCAGGUUGUAAAUUUACAUUGGUUAUUAUCACAAGCUCAAGUAACUGCAAGACCUCAUCGUAAAAAAAGAGAGGCCAAAAUAAAAAAAGAGAUUAAACGUGGCAUAAGAGAACUUAAUACGGAAGAUCCAUUUGAACUUUUUAUUUCAGUUACAAAUAUUCGAUACACUUAUUACAAAGAAACUCACAAGAUAUUAGGAAACACAUACGGAAUGUGCAUUUUGCAGGAUUUCGAAGCAUUAACACCAAAUUUAUUGGCACGAACAAUUGAGACUGUAGAAGGUGGCGGAAUUAUAGUAUUGUUAUUAAAAACAAUGAGAUCACUUAAACAAUUAUAUACAUUGACAAUGGAUGUCCAUUCACGAUAUAGAACAGAAUCUCAUGACGAUGUAAUAGCAAGAUUUAAUGAAAGAUUUAUACUUUCUCUCGGAUCAUGUGAAAAUUGUCUUGUAGUUGAUGACGAAUUAAAUGUUUUACCGAUUUCAGCGGGUAAAAAUGUAAAACCUAUCCCAGCGAAACUAAGCGAAGAAUCAUUAGCAGAACAACAAGUAGAAUUAAAAGAAUUAAAAAAUUCUUUAAUAGACACUCAACCAAUUGGUUGCUUGGUUAAUACAGCAAAAACUUUGGAUCAAGCAAAAGCGAUAUUGACAUUUAUAGAGGCAAUAUCUGAAAAAACAUUAAAAACCACAAUUACAUUAACAGCCUCUCGCGGUCGUGGUAAAUCUGCUGCACUUGGUGUCGCAAUUGCUUCUGCUAUUGCUUCUGGAUAUUCAAAUAUAUUUGUGACUUCUCCAAGUCCUGAAAAUUUAAAAACCCUAUUUGAAUUUAUUUUCAAAGGAUUUGAUGCUUUAGAAUAUGAGGAACAUUUAGAUUACGAUAUUAUUCAAUCUACAAAUCCUGAUUUUAAUAAAGCAAUAGUCCGAGUUAAUGUAUUUAAACAACAUCGUCAAAUUAUACAAGCUGAAAUAGUUGUGAUAGACGAAGCAGCAGCCAUUCCUUUACCAUUCGUUAAAAAUCUAUUAGGACCAUAUUUGAUAUUUAUGGCAUCAACCAUUAAUGGUUAUGAGGGUACGGGAAGAUCUUUAUCUUUAAAACUUAUACAACAGUUGCGUGAACAAUCAAAAGGUUUUAUAGGAAAAGGGAACAAUAGGCCUAAUAUUAAUGAAGAUUUGACAAUUGUGAGAAGAGACGGAAAAUCCAAAUCAAGUCAACAAACAGGUGUUUUGGAUGGUGUUUCAGCUGGUGGUAGAAUUUUACGCGAAAUUAAAUUAGAUGAACCUAUUCGUUAUGCACCAAAUGAUCCAGUUGAAAAAUGGCUCAAUAAACUCUUAUGUUUGGACGCCACCAUUAUUUCUAAAAAUAUUCAAGGCUGUCCUCACCCUCAGCAAUGUGAUUUAUAUUAUGUUAAUAGAGAUACUUUAUUUUCAUUUCACCCUGUAUCCGAAACUUUCUUACAAAGAAUGAUGGCGCUUUAUGUUGCUAGUCAUUAUAAAAAUUCACCGAAUGACUUACAAUUAAUGUCAGAUGCUCCAGCACAUCAUUUGUUUGUUUUAUUGCCUCCUUUAAAAGAAGGAAAUGCCUCAUUGCCCGAUCCUUUGUGUGUUAUACAAGUUUGUCUUGAAGGCGAAAUAUCUAAACAAUCUAUUCUGAAUAGCUUAAGUAAAGGUCAACGUGCUAGUGGAGAUUUAAUACCUUGGCUUGUUUCUCAACAGUUUCAAGAUAAUGAUUUUGCAAGUUUAUCUGGCGCCAGAAUCGUCAGAAUCGCAACGCAUCCUGAUUACAUUAAGAUGGGUUACGGUUCAAGGAGUAUAGAAUUAUUGACAUCAUUUUAUCAAGAAAUUAAAAUACGAGAUCCAUGUAAAAUGCCACCGUUAUUUCUGAAACUUUCAGAAAAACGGCCUAUUAGAUUGGACUAUUUGGGUGUUUCUUAUGGUUUGACUCCUGCUUUACAUAAAUUUUGGAAACGAGCCGGGUUUGUGCCACUAUAUCUUAGGCAAACUCCUAACGAUUUAACCGGUGAAUACACGUGUGUAAUGUUAAAAGCGCUUAAAAAUGAUAAUAAUGAUAACCAAGAUUUUGCAACUUGUAAUCCAAGUUGGUUGGCUGAAUUUUCAAAAGAUUUUUACAAAAGAUUUUUGAAUUUAUUAUCAUAUCAGUUUCGUGAUUUCACAAGUAUACUUGCAUUGAGUAUUAUGGAAGCUAUUGAUAUUUCUGGCGGUAAUAUUGAUGCUGAUAAUAGAGAAUGUAGGUGUCCCAAAAAAUUUAACAUGUUAGAUUAUCAUGUCAUUAUUGACUUGCUUCCUACUAUUUCGAAUUUAUAUUUUGGACGCAAAUUAAGUAAAGAAAUUAAGCUUUCUGGUGUCCAAAGCUCAAUAUUAUUAGGCAUAGGAUUGCAAAGAAAAAGUAUAGAUAAUCUAGAGAAAGAAUUAUCAUUACCAUCGAGUCAAAUCUUGGCUCUUUUUAUAAAGAUUAUUAGAAAAUUUUCUUUGCAUUUUCGAUCAUUAGAAACAACAGAAAUACAAAAAGAAAUUCCAGAUGAAACCACUAUAAUAAAGAAAAAAGUCAUAAAGAACAACAAAAACGAUGAAAAUAAUAAUGCUGAUCAUCAAGAAGAGGGUAGCAAAGAUGAAGAUCAUCAGGAUAAUGAUUCAUCGUGGGAUCCUAUCCAAAAAACUUUGGAUGAAGACUUAAAAGAAGCCGGUAAUGAAGUCAUGAAUCAAAUGGUUGAAAAACAAAGAGAAUUGAUUAAUUCAUUGGAUUUAUCAAAAUACGCAAUAACAGAACCAUCUGAAGGUUGGGAUACGGCAGAAUCUGUAAUUGCGACAGGGAAAAAGAAUGUAUCUACAAUUGUUAGUGUAAAGAAUAUGAAAUCUACAAAAAAACGUAAACAUUCCGAAACAGCAAUGGAAAUUAUGAAAAAAGAACUGACUAAACAAAAUAGUAAAACUAAAGGGAAAAAGUCAAAAAAAUUUAAAAAAAAUUAA
Entrophospora candida is the source of this 3087-nucleotide messenger RNA. The record is from the annotation of a GenBank genome assembly. Lineage: Eukaryota; Fungi; Glomeromycota; Glomeromycetes; Entrophosporales; Entrophosporaceae.